GUCUUCCCGUACCCCUGUGGGGGUAAGCGUACCCUCACUUUGGGAAACACUGGAAUAGAGGAACACAUAUCACAAGAUAGGCUCUCUUACAAUGUGUCUCCGUAUUGCUGUGGUUACUGGAGCUAAUAAAGGCAUUGGAUUCGCCACACUAAGAGAACUUUGCAGACAAUUUAAUGGAGAUGUACUUCUCACUGCUCGUAAUGUAGACCUGGGACAGAAGGCUGUCGAGGAACUAGAGAAGGAAGGCUUACAUCCCAAAUUCCACCAACUUGACCUCAAUAAUCACAGCAGUGUCGUCACGCUUCGAAAUUUCCUUCAAGACAACUAUGGCGGGCUAGACAUUCUUGUCAAUAACGCAGGCAUUGCAUCCAAGAGUUAUUCCGCCUUUCCCUUUUCUGAAGAGGCAAAGGUGAUAACAAAAACCAAUUUUUUUGACACUCUACAUGUAUGCCAGGUACUCUUCCCUUUGUUACGACCUCAUGCCAGAGUGGUCAAUGUGUCCAGUUCGAGAGGUCUUUUGGCACUUAAAGAAUGUUCUGAUACUCUGAAGGUCAGAUUGACUGACAGCAACAUUACUAUGGAGGAAUUGACUUCAAUUAUUAAAACGUUUGUUGACACAGCACAAAAGAACCAUCACCAGGAGGCUGGCUUCCCAAGCAAUGCCUACUGGACAUCUAAACUUGGUGUGACUGUCAUGUCCAUGAUACAGCAGAAGGAGCUGGACGCCAAGGGAUCAGAAGACGUUGUAGUCAACGCUUGUUGUCCUGGUUAUGUGAGAACUGAUAUGACCAAUCAUCAAGGCGACCUAUCUAUUGAUGAAGGAGCAGAGACUCCAGUUUACUGUGCACUUCUGCCGCCCAAAAUUCACCAACCUAGGGGAAAGUUUAUUAUGCAAAAACAAGUGGUCUCAUGGGAAGCCUAAAGAGUUUCUUAGAUGGAAGUCCCAGAAGAGCGCGGCGGUUCACGAAGGUGUCAUGCAGCGAUCACAAUAAAUAACUUCUUUUAGUUUUUAUAAACACAUGUCAAAAAUUCCUAUGAAUUGGAAAUACAAAGUCAUUUAAAAAAAAAACACACAACUUGAGAUUGUUUGGUAAAAAGUGUAUUUAUAUUUAUUUUUCAUAGCAUCAUUUUGACCAACGAUAGUUGAAGUUUUGUGUUUGAUUUGAUGGGCUCGUAAUUGAUUCUCAUUGUGACAAGACGCUGUUUUGUAAACUGUUAAAAUUAUAUCUAUUAGUAAAACAAAAACAACAUUUUAUGCUAUUUAAAAUACAUUUCGGCUUUACAACGUAUUGGGAAAUUUUUGGUGAAAAAAAACUGACUUCCGACUGUUUCGUGUAAGGUACUUAGUUGUUCCAAAUAGGUUUACAUGUAAUUUCGUUGUUGUUGUUUUCUUUUUUUUUUUGUUCGUUUCCCCAAAUGGGAGUAGUACUUUUAAGUCCCUUUGGUCUCUUUCUCUCUCUCUCUCUCUUUAAAUAUAUAUAUAGAUAUAACAUUAUAAUUCAUUAUUUCAUUCAUUAUUUUUAAUCAAUAUUAUUUUUGUACAGUAGUUUCGCUAAGCUUUUCAAUUGUAGUCAAACUGAAUUUCCGUUAGAUUGGAUUAAUAAAAAUUAUCUUAUCUUA
Molecule: messenger RNA, 1620 nt
Organism: Biomphalaria glabrata
Lineage: Eukaryota; Metazoa; Mollusca; Gastropoda; Planorbidae
Product: carbonyl reductase [NADPH] 3-like
Exons: 8
Coding region: 92-922 (276 amino acids)
Molecular function (GO): carbonyl reductase (NADPH) activity
Source: RefSeq, a predicted model, not a curated record